This is a messenger RNA of Acipenser ruthenus (sterlet), 5573 nucleotides long. Its product is annotated as zinc finger protein 142-like. The coding region runs from base 150 to 3857 and encodes 1235 amino acids. Gene Ontology annotation, cellular component: nucleus. Gene Ontology annotation, molecular function: DNA-binding transcription activator activity, RNA polymerase II-specific; RNA polymerase II cis-regulatory region sequence-specific DNA binding. NCBI's taxonomy places the organism in Eukaryota, Metazoa, Chordata, Actinopteri, Acipenseriformes, Acipenseridae. The transcript has 5 exons. The record is from RefSeq and is a predicted model, not a curated record. Gene Ontology annotation, biological process: regulation of transcription by RNA polymerase II.
AGUUCAGACAGCAGCCAAUCGCAAACAGGAGUGGGCGGGUUCCAAAGACGUAGUAUUUGAGCGCAUUGUUAAUAAUGGCGGCGCUGUAAAAAAAACUGAAACAGAGACGUUCCACACAGAUGCAGAGUUGAGAUCGGAGAGACCCAACCAUGGAGUCUGUUCAUCCCAACCCAGCGCCGAUCCGGUGGGUGGUAUCGGAGAACCGGGAGGUCCGGAUCAAAGAGGAGCCUGUGCCGUGCUGUGACCCUCCCAGAGAGUCGGUCCCGGUGCCACAGUAUGGACUGGUGUACAUGCAGCAGCAGUACAGCAGGCCCCAGACUGAACAGAACCACACUACACAGGACCAAACCUAUGUUCAGCAAGGACCGUCUGCCAGCGUCCCUUCAACAUACGCCGAAGGCAAUCAGGGGUUCCAACAUCCCGUCAUCAAAGAGGAGACUUCGGAAACAGAGUGCACCCCCAGGCCGGACCCACCCCAACCCGGGAUCCUCCGAGUGAGCCGGUUCGACCUGGAGAGGGGCUCCACCCGGUUCAAAUUCCUCCGUCAGACCCCGUCCCUCCGGGCCGUGGUGCGGGAUACGGAGCAGCGGCCCGUCCACAUCAAAGUGGAGGUUUACGAGCCGGGCGGAGACGUCAAGGAAGAGGAAGAGGAGCGGCAGUGCGACUCCGUCAACCAGGAGGAAGAGGCCUGCGCUCUGGAACCCGGGCAGAUCAAGGUGGAAGACCCGGAGCCGGAUUCUGUUCCCGAGACCCGGCGGUCGGUCCGGAUUGGAGAGGAGGCGCCUGAAAAAGCUGUUGUCUCCAGCGUGGACAGUGGACAACCUGCCCUCUCCAGUAUGGACAGUGGACAACCUGCUGCUCUCCUUGGUAUUGUCAGUGGACUGUCUGUUAACAAUAUUACUGUUAAAGGGCAAAAGUUGGUCUGUAAUUUGUAUGACGGACAAACUUCUGUCCACAGUAUGGACACUGUCCCCCCCAGACAAUGUUCUUCCCACAGUAAUCAGGCUGUCUCUCCACUGGAAAUGUCCUACAAUCGGGGGGAGGAAACUGUCCUUACUGACAAACUGGACGAUGUCCAUGGUGAUGCUGUCGUCAGUGGAUUGGGAUCUGUCCUCAAUCAAUACCGUGCCCCUGGACUACAUGCUGUCAGUCUUCAGAAAAACGCCCCUAACUAUGUCUCACAACUGGCGUCUGCUCGCGUCAAGAAAGAAGCUCCGCAAGAGGAAUCUGUCCGCAUAGAAAUGGAGGUCCCUCAAGCUGCAGUUGUCCAAAAGGAAGUCCACACUAAUGAUGAACAUCAACUAGACUCUACCAACACCAACAAAGACGUCCCGCUUGUGGAAUCUGUCUAUACGGACCAAGAGAAGGUCCCUGAACCAAAAUACAUGCCCCCCAACAAGCUAAAUGACGUCCGCUCGGACAACAGUCUUCCACGAGUGGAAUCUGUCCACCAUACCGUGUCCGCCCCUGAAGCAGUUCCUGAGGGCAGUGAUGACGUCUCUGCUAUGGACACUGAUCCUGCAGAGAAGGAGGAGGAGGGGGGUGAAAAAGAAGGCUCCCAGAUUUCCGAUGACCCCCCUGAACCUCGGUCAGCCCGCUCGGAUGUGAAGACCCCCGACCCCCAUGGGGCAGACGAGACUGAAAUGGAAUCUGACCUAGAAAACGAUGACCCUGGACCGGACUCGGUCGUUAUCGACAAGAAGGUCCACGAAACCGGAUCCCUCCACCCUAACGAGAAGACCUCUGAAGACAUAAAGGUCCCAGAUCCGAAGACUUUCGGCACCAACGCCCCUGAAAACCAGGACGCUAAAAUCCUAGAAAAGAGAGAAAAGGCAGCAGGCCGAGAAGAUGACCCUCAACUGCAGUCUCUCCUUCAACCGACAACCAACCGACCCCAACUGCAGUCUGUUCAUCAUCAUAGUAAUAAUAAUAAGAAGAAGACACUCCCUCCUGCAAAGACUGACCGGGUGGGAGAUGAAGACACAGACACUCCUUUAGAGGAGGGAGGAACGGAGAUGGAGUCCGUUCCUGGAGACGAACACGGAGACGAGCCGGGGACAGUUCGCACGUCGCUGAGAAACUCCGCCAAGGGUUCUGCAGAUGCUAAAACAGAAGAGAUGGCAGCCGAGCCGGCCACCGCUGAUGUGAAAUGCGUGAUCGCAGAAUCCCAUGCCUGCCCCCACUGCCCGACGGCUUUCCCCGCGAGUCAGGAUUUGGACAAGCACAUGAAAAAGCUGCACGGAGAAGAACGCGCCGAGAAACGCAGGACGAGGCCCGUGAGCUCGAGAAGGACUUCCUCACGAUCCAGACAGACGUCCCAGUCCCAGGCGCAAAAUCCAGAACCCGCCGACGCCGGCACGGACAAGAACCUCGGCAAACAUAGCUGCGCGGACUGCGGGGAACGUUUCCCCACACCGAAAACCUUAAAAAAACACAGGGACACCCACCAGGAAGGUCAGUGUCAUCCGUGCAAGAAGUGCUCUAAGACUUUCAGAGACUUGGAGCUCCUUAAAAGGCACCGGCUGGUCCACAGAGAAACGGAGGCUGCCUCUAAAGAUGUCGGACUGUUGAUUUUAGAGGCAAGCCGCUGGCGGAGGAAACACCGGUGCGCCGAAUGCGGGAAGCACUUUCUCUACGCCGCCAACCUCAAGAAGCACCGUCUGCAGCAGCACAAGGGCAAGCCGCUCCCCUACCCCUGUGGCGAGUGCGGCCGCUGUUUCACAGACCCGUCGCAUCUGAAGAUGCACCAGAAAAUCCACAGCAACGAGACUCCCGUCGCGUUCUGCUGCCCAGAUUGCGGCAAGGUUUUCAAAACCGCCAAACACCUGAAAAGGCACCGGCUGGUUCACUCGGAAGACGCGCCUCCUUUUCAGUGCUCGGAGUGCGGGAAGAGGUUCUGGGAUUCAGGGCAUUUGCGAAGGCACCAGCGCGUGCACACUGGAGAGAUGCCCUAUCCGUGCGACGGGUGCGGGAAGAGAUUCCGGUUUUCCGGAGCUCUCCGGAAACACCAGAGGAUUCACACGGGGGCGAUGCCGUUCCAGUGCGCAGACUGCGGAAAGAGAUUCCGGGAAUCCAGCACCUUGAAAAAACACGAGCUGAUCCACAGCGGGGAGACUCCUUUCCUGUGCCCUGAUUGUGGGAAGAUGUUCAAUCAGGUCGGCAAUCUGAAAAAGCACCAGCAAAUCCACGCCAGCUCUGCUCCUUACCAGUGCCCGGAGUGCCAGCGGUGCUUCAAACGCGCCGAGAACUUAAAGCGGCACCGGCUGCUCCACGUGGGCGAGACCCUCCACCCCUGCCCCGAAUGCAACACCUCCUUCCGCAGCGCGGCGCGCCUCCGCAAACACCAGGGGCAGCAGCACUCCGAAGGGCAGCAGCAGGAGCGGCGCCUCCGCAAACACCAGGGGCAGCAGCACUCCGAAGGGCAGGGGCAGCGACAGCAGCAGCAGGAGCGGCGCCUCCACAAACACCAGGGGCAGCAGCACUCCGAAGGGCAGCAGCAGGAGCGGCGCCUCCGCAAACACCAGAGGGAGCAGCACUCUGGAGGGCAGGGGCAGCAGCGGCGCCUCCGCGUCUGCGAGGACUGCGGUAAAAGCUUCAAGCGCGCGGGGGAUUACCACAAACACUGCCGGAUUCACACGGGCGAGAAGCCCUUCCCGUGUACGGAGUGCCAGAAGAGGUUCAACCACCUGGGGAACCUCAAGAAACACCUGCUGGUGCAUUCGGGGGAAACGCCCUUCGAGUGUCCGGACUGCGGGAAGAAGUUUAGCCAGAAGGGGAACAUGAAGAAACACAGGCGGACGCACGGCGACGACAACGCCGGGAAGAAGAAGAAGAAGAAGAAGAAGGAAAAAAAAUAAUCAUGCACCCGAGUUAUCAGAAAUCUCAUCAUGAAAACCAGGAAGGGAUCAUACUCGUGCAACGGAAGUCUUCUUUCUGUCUCUGAAGUGCAGGUACGUCAGGUUACAAUCUCCGUUUUAGAAGUUGAUUUUCUAGGCAUUUUUGCGGGGCCCUUAAAAGGGGGAAGCGACUAAUACACCUGUGAGACGUAUGCGCCGGCGUUUCUCAUGUUAAACUACUGUACCAGUGCCAGAGUGGGAUUACUACAGCCACGGUUAUGGCUCACGCAAACUGAACUGUCAACAACUCGAUUUCAGGAUCUACGGCAUUCAGGUCAUGUUGCUAGGCAGGUAUACCAAACCACCGUUCUAAUUGAAACUUUAAAUUUGUUGCUCUCGAUACACUUGGUCCUUUUGAAUGUUAAACACAGGCUUUCAGACUUUCAAAAUGCCACAGCUGUACUGCUUCAAUUAGUCUUUAACACAAUAGCUGUCAGUCUCUAUCAAUUUCCUUAUUCCCAACACUCCUCCCGAGCCAUCGAUUUUGUCAAUAUUCAGACUGAGCCCGCCCCCUGGGAUCUGUACCAAACGGCUAUUGGUUAUAAAGCAGAGGAGUAAACUUAUCGAGUCUUCCAUUUGUUGUAACUGCAGUGCUAUAAUAAUGCAGGUGACUUUCAGACUGGAUCAAGUAGGACAAUCAAAAAAAAAAAAAAAACUCGACAGGUUUGAAGUUGCACGUGGUUGAAUUUGUUGAAAUGCGUGUUCAUCGUGACUGGAGACGAAACAAAGACAAACUUAAGACUUCGAAAGGAAAACGAGCCGAUAAGAGGAAGAAAGUGUUCAUGGCCCGAUGUAAAAAAAACAUGUUGUUUGAAUGGAAUACUUUUGAAUGACUUUCAUACAUACUGUAACUUGUUCUACAUGCCAGUACAAUGCAGUGAUACACUUGUAAAGUAUGUUUUAUGGUUCUGCUUAACAAAAUGAAUUAAUGUGUACAGCUGGAAAUUGAAUGCAAUUGUGCUGCACCGUACGCAACGCUAAAAUGUUUACUGGUUAUUGGAUGGUGCAUGGUUUUGUGUUUUGCUUUUUAAUUGAUGAAGCAGCACCGUUUAACACUUUCUUUUAAAUUUGAAUUAAUACAAGGAAUUUGUAAAAGCCAAUGCAGCUCUAACUAUUGUCUAAGUAUGGGUUUGGAAAGAAAUGUUCAGUAAAGCAAAUAAGAUAUGUUCUUGAACCUGCUGAUAAGCUAAAAUAAGAUACUGGUAGGUUAAUACAGACGUGAUGUGGGAUGUGUAACUUGAUUUUACGCUCUGUUUAAUUUUAUUACUUUUUUAAAUGUUAGAAAUUUUGAAAAAAGUAAUAGUUUUCUAGAGAUUAAACUAAAAAAGAAAAACGUGUGUGCUUACACAUCAUCACAAUGUUAUUUAAAUAUGAAUCUUGCAUUGUAACCCUGUACUGCCCUGUAACACCUGUGUCACCUGUGUUACCUGCCAAAUAAAUAAAUAAAUACAUACAUACAUACAUCAUAAUAAUAAUACUAUUUAGGGGGACAACUGCACCUGGGCGAUUUGGAUUUUUAAUUGAAAUCGUUUGCAUGAAUUUGAAAGAGUAUUCAAGGAAACCAGUAUAUAUUUUGGGGUACCACUGUGCUUGUGAGACGAUUUGAUCACUAAAAUCUUUUGCAUCUAGAGGUUUAGCUAUUCUGGGAAAACAAUAUUUAGUAAGUAAGGAGUCUGA